AUGGCAGUUAAAGAAAAAACAAUAGUAGACUUGUUUGGUUCAUUGAAGUUGGUGGAUAGAUCCCAAUUGGAGUACUUGGAUGAAUCACCAACUGAUGAUCAGAAGAAAAGCAAAAAUAAUGGAGAUUUAAAGAGUCAAGUGAAAUCAGUUAAUGACAAUAACCAAGAUAAUAAAAAUACAGAAAAUAAUAUCAAUAUCGAUAAAGAUGAUGAUGAGGAUAUAGAUAUUUUAUCAUCGAUCAAUACAGCCAGUGAAAAAAUCACUUAUAAUCCAAUUGAUCAAAAGAUUAUAGAAUACUUAAACUUAUUGUCCAAGCUAUAUGAUUUAACUCUAGAAAUCGAUAAAUCCUCAUCAAUGGGUUUUAUAAACCUAGCAAGAGCCAAUUAUGUCAAUUUUGGUGGAAUUUCUAAAAGAUAUAGUCAAUUAUACUGGGAUAUGAGAGAUAGGGAACCAAAAUAUAUUGUUGUCAUGAACUUAACACAGGAAAAGCAAGUUAAUUUUUUAAUUAAAGAAAAGGAAACACCAAUAGAUAAUGUUGAAUCAAUUGGUUUAGAUGACAAAUUAACAGAACAACAUAACUUAAAUGAAUCAAACUUAAGAAAGAGAAAUGUGGCUAAUUUAAACCAAAGUAAAAAAGUGGAAACAGAAACAGAUGAUGGAAAUUCCGAUGAAUCUCCUUUCCAUAAAGAGCCUAUUCAAGAAGAAACCAUUAAAAAGAACGAGAAAACGAAAAAAAUGAAAAAGAAAAUUGACAAAAGCAAUGGUAUUAAUAUGUUUGGUGGUGCAUUAGCAGCUUAUCCAUUAAAACAAUCUCAAAAAUUUUUUAUUGAAGAAUUUAAGUUGUUAAUCGAGCUUGCAAAUUUAAGAACCUCAAUUGAAAACUUAGCCAUUGAAAUUAGUAAAUUGAGGUUGGAAGAAAACAGUAAACGAAACGGAAAUUCUUUAUCAUUUGAAAACGAUAAAGUAAAUAUAAAAAAGGGAAAUUAUAAUAAUGAUAAUAGUAAUAAAAAUGCUUUUAUAAAAAAAAAUGAGACAAAUUCUAUUGAAUUAGACAAGUAA
This is a messenger RNA of Ascoidea rubescens DSM 1968, 1059 nucleotides long. RefSeq names its product Vma22p (gene VMA22). The record is from RefSeq and is a predicted model, not a curated record. Gene Ontology annotation, biological process: vacuolar proton-transporting V-type ATPase complex assembly. Gene Ontology annotation, cellular component: extrinsic component of endoplasmic reticulum membrane; Vma12-Vma22 assembly complex. Bases 1 to 1059 code for a protein of 352 amino acids. The transcript has 2 exons. NCBI's taxonomy places the organism in Eukaryota, Fungi, Ascomycota, Saccharomycetes, Ascoideales, Ascoideaceae.